CAUUUUACUUGUCUCCCUUCCCUAGGAUCGGACCUAUAAAUACUGAUUUCCCAGCUGCUCAUUUCUAUCCAUUGUUGAAACAGAAAAGCUCUGUAUUCAUUAGCUUCGAUACAUUAUUAUUCAAGAAAAUGGCUUUCAAGAAAACAUUGGCCCAACGUUUAUCCAAUAUUUACAGAAUAACCUCUCCUUCUUUAACCAGUUGCCGGAUUACGUCCUCACCGGCGGCUACGAGUACUGUAGCCUCCAGGCCUAAGCCCGACACCAUAGCCCCCGAUCCGGGAGAUGCCGGUGUGUUCCGACGCUUCCUUCACCGCCGGCCAUUGUCGCUUUCCUCUUCGGAGAUCCGCUCGCUCCCGACGGGGCAGGGAUUGAUUGAGAAAUUAAGGGGGAUGGACAUUUCCCGGGAUAGGAUCAGGCUGGAUGGAUUAAUACCGCCGCCGGUGGAGACGGUACCGGAGUCAUCGGAAGGGAAUUUCUCGGUGACGGAUUUGAAGAAGCUGCUGAGAUUGUCGCAGCUUGAUUUGGUGAAGGAGAAGCUGAGGCAGAUUGAGAAGAGCUACAUUUCACACGAUGAGUUCGUCGAGAUCUGCCGGGACGGUUGCUGGAGCCGGGAUGACGCUCAGAUGUUCGCCAAAACGCUGGAUGAAUCCGGCACCGUUGUCGUAUUGGGAAACGUCGUUCUCCUCCGGCCAGAACAGGUGGUGAAAGCCGUCCAAGGCCUAAUGCCUGUGCCAUCACCCAACCCGAAUGAUCCAAGAUUGAAGGAAUUCCAGGCAAUGGAAGAACUAAAGGGAGCCAUUGACAGGAAAGCCGAUUCGUUGGUUCGCAGGGAACUCUGGUGCGGACUUGGUUACUUUGUGAUCCAGACAGCAGCUUUCAUGAGAUUGACAUUCUGGGAAUUAUCCUGGGAUGUAAUGGAGCCCAUUUGCUUCUAUGUCACCACGCUUUAUUGUAUGGCUGGAUAUGCGUUCUUCCUCAGGACCUCCAUAGAGCCUUCUUUUGAAGGCUUUUUCCAGAGCCGGUUUGCUGCCAAGCAGAAGCGAUUGAUGAAGCUUCACAACUUCGAUCUGGAAAAGUAUAAUGAGCUCCGAAGAGCUUUUGAUCAUCGGUUUCAGCAGGCGGGUUUGGCCAACGCCUCAUCAUUGAAUCAUUCGAAUAAGCCUCUGCCUGGCCGAAUUCAGUCAAUUUUCCAUGAAAAGUUGACAGCAUUGUAGGGCAAAAACAUGUAGAGAUCUUUCACAAAAUUUCCCCCCCACCCAUUGAUGUUUGAUGGUGUUAUCUGCCAUCACUGAUUCAUUCAAGCCUUCCUGGCUGUACUGUUGUAACGGCAAUAGUGAUAGUAAAAGAGAAGAGUCUUUUUAAUUGUUUGAUUAGAAACUCUGGGAUGCAUUUCCAGUAAAAAUUAGCUCCAUGAGAUGUACGUUAGAUGAAUAAAAAAACUAGAGACGAUCUGGUCCAAAAACCAAGUUCGCAAUUGAGAUGCCUGUUAAUCUGGUAGUAUUUCAAUUUUGUACAGGAGGAAAUUUACAAAACGCGUAUUGGAAACAGAAAAUUAAAGUUGGAACCGUCCACAACUAAAAGCCACUAUUUUUUUUGGGUUUGGUCCGGGUUUCAUGUUCUACCUAAAUAAUAAGUUAGAACACAUUGCUAUUCCCCAG
Oldenlandia corymbosa var. corymbosa is the source of this 1658-nucleotide messenger RNA. Lineage: Eukaryota; Viridiplantae; Streptophyta; Magnoliopsida; Gentianales; Rubiaceae. The record is from the annotation of a GenBank genome assembly.